GCACGGGGUUUCUACCGAGUUUCCUCUUUUUUUUUUUUUUUUUUUUUUCCUCCCCUCCCUCGGUCCCUGGGACUCAGCGGCGGGUCUGCGUUUGUCUCCGGAUUUGAAUCCUCCUCCUUCUCCUCCUUCCUCGGGGAAGCUCCCCUCCCCGCCCCCUCCCUCUCCCCACCGCCUCCCUGCCCGCCCGGAUCCAGCCGGGCGCCCCGUGCCGCGGUCGCGUUGCUCGGCGGAGCUGCUGCGGGCGCUCGCCGUCUCUGCGCGGGCUUGGAAUAUGGUUGGGGAAAUGGAAACCAAGGAGAAGCCGAAGCCGAGCCCCGAUUACCUGAUGCAGCUGAUGAACGACAAGAAGCUGAUGAGCAGCCUCCCCAACUUCUGCGGGAUCUUCAACCACCUCGAGAGGCUGCUGGACGAAGAAAUUAGCAGAGUACGGAAAGACAUGUAUAACGACACAUUAAAUGGUAGUACGGAGAAGAGAAGUGCAGAAUUACCAGAUGCUGUGGGACCUAUUGUACAGUUACAAGAGAAACUAUAUGUGCCUGUAAAAGAAUAUCCAGAUUUUAACUUUGUUGGAAGAAUCCUUGGGCCCAGAGGACUAACAGCUAAACAGCUUGAGGCAGAAACAGGAUGCAAGAUAAUGGUCCGAGGGAAGGGCUCAAUGAGGGACAAGAAGAAGGUCUCCUUUAACAGCAGAGACAGCCAUGAUCCAGCAGUUUUGGAGGUAGAGGAAGAACAGAACCGAGGCAAGCCCAACUGGGAACACCUGAAUGAAGAUUUACAUGUACUUAUCACUGUGGAGGAUGCUCAGAACAGAGCAGAAAUAAAACUGAAGAGGGCUGUUGAAGAAGUAAAAAAGUUACUGAUACCUGCAGCAGAAGGAGAAGACAGCCUUAAAAAGAUGCAGCUGAUGGAGCUUGCAAUUCUGAAUGGCACCUACAGAGAUGCCAACAUCAAAUCACCAGCCCUUGCCUUUUCUCUUGCAGCAACAGCCCAGGCUCCAAGGAUUAUUACUGGGCCUGCGCCUGUUCUCCCACCAGCUGCCCUGCGUACCCCUACGCCAGCUGGCCCUACCAUAAUGCCUUUGAUCAGACAAAUACAAACCGCUGUCAUGCCAAACGGAACUCCUCAUCCCACUGCUGCAAUAGUUCCACCUGGACCCGAAGCCGGUUUAAUUUACACACCAUAUGAAUACCCCUACACGCUGGCACCAGCUACAUCAAUCCUUGAGUAUCCUAUUGAACCUAGUGGUGUAUUAGGUGCGGUGGCUACUAAAGUUCGAAGGCACGAUAUGCGUGUCCAUCCUUACCAAAGGAUUGUGACCGCAGACCGAGCCGCCACCGGCAACUAACCUAUGACCUUCUGACCUCUGAACUCUUCACCCAAUGAUGACCUGACCAUGCCUGCCUGCUGAUCAGUUAACUGGUAAACGCCUUUGCUUGCCUGUCUUCAGUGCAGCGAGCUGGGGCACUUGUCCGUUCGUCUUACCAUCUAACAAAACAGACAAAGAAAUUGUUGUCCUCCAACUCCGCUUUUUGUUGUUCUCCUGUUUGGGUGAAAGUGGUUCUAGAACCUGCACUGAAUAGUAGUAAAGCAAUAAGGUCCAACUCAUCCCUCCGCACUGAUCAUCCUCUAGUGUCCCGCCCCAAGCGAACGGUAAGGAGGCCUCGCACGAGAUGGAGACAGAUGUCCCUUAACUACCCGAUGACAGAGGCAGUUACUGUGAGAGACUUUUAGGAAUAUUUUUCUUCUCAGAAAAAAAAAAAAAAAAAAAAAAAGUCAAAGCUCUCUCUGAAUGUACUGUGUGAUGAUGCAUCAUGCAUGAACCUUUGGUCAGGGAUGUCAUUGGGGAAGGGAUUCUAAAAAGUAUUCAAAAUUUGAUGCGCCGUUUAGUCACUACCAGUGCCCUCAAAGGGCAGAUGUUGCAGCCUUUUUUCUAUUGCCUGCCAAAUUGGACGUUUUAAAGGAAAGUGUGCCAUGAAAUGCAGAUUAUGAUGACUUUUCAGAACUACAUUAAUGCAGAGGACAAAACAGCAACACUAUUAAAGUGAAAUACGAGUUUAAAUUGUUUUAACCAUAUUUUAAUCUCCUUGGAAGAUUACAUGAGAACAAGGUACAUGCAUUAUGUGUCACAUUACUGGGCAAACUGUUCAAAUAUUUUUUUUAAACCUCCCUGUAUAGAAAAAAUUUCAUUAAGGAUGUAAAAGCCAUGCUUGCCUAUUUGCUGUAUACAUGUAAUGAAAUUGUAGAUAAAGUGUAGUGCAUUGAAACAAAAUGAACAAAAAAGUAGAUACUUUUACUAUACAAGGGUGCUGGUGCAGAAAAAAAAAAUAUAUUUUUGGAAAUGUAGCAUUUUAUACUUUCAAGUGUUAUAAAAAAAGAAAAAAAGAACAAAGAAACCCUUUAUUUCAUUAAAUGAUUUUUUCUGGUGGUUGUCAAGAAACAAAAGACCAAAAGAGCCUUUUAGUCUUUCUUUUUUAUUUUUUAAGUAUUGGAAUAAGUCUAAAGAAAAGGAAGUGCCUUAUUUUCUUCAUGGUCAUUUAGUCAAAUGUCUUGUAUAAUCAGCUUCUCCCUCAGACAAGUUACUGCAUGCCACUCAGACGCCCAGUAUGUGAAAGAAGCUGUGAGGGAAGACAAAUGAUGAGUUGACCAUAUUAAUUACCUGAUUUUUGCCAUACUAGUGUGAUGUGACUUUGCCAAAAUCUCAUUAUGUGAAAUAUUUGCUAAGUUUUUUGUCAAACCGGCCCAUUAUUAUUUCAGCCACUCUACUUUUUAAAUCAUAGCAAAUGCCAUACUUGUGCAACGUAAACCAAAGGGUUCUGUGAUACAGACUGUCUCAUGCUAAAGGAGAUUAUUAGCUGACAAAUGUUUGUAGAGCUGGAAGUAUGUCAUUUUUGUUCAGGGAUGGAGAGGAGUUUUCUUGAUUUUGGUUGAAAUAAAUAUACAUCGACUAUAGUAGGCUUCGGCAUCACCCAGAAAACGGAUGUUCUGUGAAUAAUGAAACUGAAAGUGCUUGGCUAGUUUUCAGUUAGCUACUGAACGUGUCCCCAGUUUUCACAAACAGCUCCUGCAGUGGCAAACAGCAUGGAAGUUAUUUAUUUUUCAGCUUGUCUUUGACUAUUGUUAGAUCUUCCCUGUUGGCUUUUCUUCAAAAGAUAAGCAGGAGAGGGACAUCAGCUAGUUGUUUGAAGUCCAGCUAAACUUUAUUUUUAACCUUUGUUUCCACAUGAAUUUCAAAUAGCUGGGCAAUUGCAAGAGCUGAAGCUGUUGAACGCACAGUAUUUAAUUCUGAAAACAUUAAGUAUUACUUUGUGGGGCUCAGUACUAAACUUGGCAAAUAUCAGGUGAUAAUUUUAGUCCCCUCCUGUCAACUUAUUCUCCUCCUGCAAAUCUUCACAGCUUCCAAAUGAAAGGUCAAUAGUAAGCUAAGAGGGCUUACAUUUUUAAGCACCUGCAUGGUGACCUCAUCUAACAUCUUGUCUCACCUGGAAAUAAUUAUCAGUUUAUUUACUAUGCAAUAGACAUUCAUCCUUUCGUAUUCAGCUAGAUUUUUGUUUAUUGUGCCACCGGCUUUGUCUUCCUGUUACACAUACAGUUGUGUUGAUUUUAUUUACAGUAUAUGCUGUGCCAUUUUGAUUUUAUUUUGGUUGGUUGGUUGAAUAAACUUGCGACACUCGAACAUUUGAAGAGAGAUUUGCUAAAACUAUACCAGUAUUUGAUCCAGUUUCAUCUCAACUGUGAUAAAACCUGGACAUUUUAGACAUUUAUCAAAGGUCUUUUACUGGGGGGGAGGGGAAGUGUAUGAAAUAGAUGUGUGACAUGUGAAAGUAAUGUUUGCUCUGAACAAACUUCUGAAAACUUAGUUGACAAAAUUUUGGAUCAACUUAAAAAAAAAGCAUGACUUUUGAAAUCUCUGAAUGCCUUGGUUCUCAGUAUUAUCAUUCUUUAAUGACUUUUUCUUUAUUAAAAUAAGUAGUUUUAAGACUUCUUUCUGACAGUAUUAUGUAAUUUUUUUAGAGUGGGUAGAUGGGAGUGUCGCUUGUAUGUAACCGUACAGAUGACAUGUAUUUGUCUAUUCUUUAUUAUCUUAGUAGUUUCAUGCUAUGUAUGUACCAUAACCAACCUAUUGCCUAUGAGAAACAUGUAAGAUAAUGUAUUUACAGCCAUUGUUACAAGUUUAUAAUGUAUUUUUCUAUCUUGUUUUAUAUGUAUGUUAUAUAACAUUCAAAAGAAUUUUUUUCCUGAUUGAGAAAAAAGGAUACAAAAUGCAAAACCCACAAUUUUGAUAACUGAAAAAUUGCCAAUUGUUUUGCAGUACUUUAUUAUAUUGGGAGUGUUGUCUUUCUUGGGCUUUUAGUUAGCUACUGGAUGAAUACAUUAGACAUAUUUGGGUUUUAGUUGGGUUUUUACAUAGCUUGCAUUUUAAUUCUUUGGUUCUUUGCUGUUUCUAUUAACCCAUAGCAUUAUUUUAAUAAAUGUUAUAAUACCAACCUACUAACUCUGGACUAUGUCUGUUUAUUAACCAUUACAUGUGUAAUUAAGAUAAACAAGUAAAGACGGAAGAAUGUAAAGUCUUGAGUUACUGAACUAACCCUGAAGAACGUGACCACAGAUAACACAACGUGACUUGUUUUUAUGUUGUUUGUCAGCUGACAUUCUGCACACUACUGUUAAGUUGGCUUUGGUCAUUCUGGCCUCUUACCUUGGGGAAUAGGUGCCAGUAGAAAUGGGAACAAAGUAGCAUUUUUUGAGACAUUCUUGUAGAGUCUUGCCACUUUGCCUUUCAGCAUCUGCAUUACUAAUUCCACACUUUCUUUUUCUUUCUCUAAAAUAAUUACUGUCGGCUCACAGCAAAAGAGCAAAGAUGCCAGUACAUUGGUAAAUCAUGACUGUGUACAGAAACCAGUUUGAUUCUUUGUUGAACCAUUCAGAGGUUGCAGUUAAUCUCACAGUAAUUCGUGAUUUGUUUGUUUUGGCACCUGAUUCACUGUUGCACCAUGUGAUGUUUCUAAGCACAAAAUACUUCUGGAUAGAACUGUUCUACAUUGAAAUACAAAAUCUGGGGGUUUUCCUUGCCAAAAGUGCCUUAUUUUCUUCAUGCCACACUAUUUUCACGUAACUUUUUUUUUUUUUUAUUUGCAUUUCUGCUAUAGUCUGUCAGUAUUGCCUAGCUCAGGGGAGAACAAUAUGUAAGCCAAAGGUCAAACUGGAUCUUUUCCUAGUGACUGCAGAAAGUACAAAAAUACACCUUUCAUCAAAUUACCAAGCAACAGCCAUUUCAAAUUCCAGGGCUGCCUUUAUGUGAUCUUCAUCCCUGUGGAUGACUUUAGCAAAAUGAAUGCAGGGAAUUUAAAUGGUGGAAAUGCUGUUUUGAAUGUACAUCUAUGCAAAUAUUUUUACGGAAACAUUUCCCUUUCUUAGAACUUAAGCUGUCUGAAGCUCCUUUACAUUUCCCAGGUAGUUCUCCUAGAUUUGUAAUCUUAAAUUGAGAUUAAUUACACCUAAUGUCAAGGGAGAUCCUCACUGUAGAUAACUUUUCCGAUGUCAACAGUGUUUGUGAAAUCCGAGUUUUUUUCCUGUAGAUGGUAAAAAUUCAGAUGAGGAGGCUGAAUCCGUUCAAAUGCCUCCUUUAAUUUAUGAUGUUUCAAACUAUUUAUCUUGAAAUCCAUACAGUAUAAAACUUGAGUGUUAAAGAGUUCUCACAGUAUUGUUAGUAAUUAAAAUAGAAUGCAUCUUUAUUUUAUAGUGAAGAAUAGUCUAGCUUUGAUAGUGUUUGUUUUCUAAUGGCAUGUAGUUCUUUGUUUUACAAAAAUGUUAGGUACAGCUGAAAUAUCAAUGCAUUUUGAAUAGUUUCACUUGUACAGAUUAUUAAUUUAACAGUUGAUAUCCUAAAAAUCAGCCACAGGCAAGUGAUAAAAAAAUUAAGACAUUUACAACAGAUUAUACCAAACCUUUUGACUGGAUAAUGGCACAAGUGUCAUUACAGAGCCAAUAAUUUAUAUUCCUAAAGUAUUUUAUCAGAGGCACACAUUUAAGCUUGGUGAAGUUCUCUCUCCAUUUUAGGUGAAACUAUUCAGAUGGAACAAAAGUUUAGUAUUUUAUAUUGAAGAAUACUUCUAUUCCCAGGACUACUGCUGUCCUGUAGUAUUUUUAUUAUUUUGUAUUUUUAUCAGUAGAUAUUAACUACUGUCAUACUUUGUUCACAGUGCAUUUUCAUCUCAUUUUUCAGUAUAUGCAAUAGUGAAAGUUGUUGUAAGCUUUAUAAUACUUUAAAGCUGAAGGACAGCAAAAAAAGGGAAAAACUCUAAAAUCAAAAUAUACAUUGUUGUCCACCAAAGGCAUUUCUUAAUUUACCGAAGUGCCUGUCUGAAAAUUUAACUGGUUUAUACUUUGCCUGCUUAUAGGAAAGAAGCAAAGUGGGUUUAGAACUGAAUUUAAGGAUGACUUCAAUAUUGCUAAAUAACUGAAGUUAGGUUCGUAUUAUUCUGAGGUUAAAUUGUCUUCUCAAGACAACAAAUUUGGUUUCUCCGAGAGUAUUUUUGUGCAUGUCAUCAAUUCAAGAUAUAUUUCAUAAAGAGUCUUCAAGGAUUUUUAUUAAAGGUAUUUUUAAUGAGCAUAUGUUCAGUGUAUACUGACAAUACUGAUCUUUUAUUUGAACAUAUCUUUUAAAAGUAUGUCAAAGAUCUACCAUAAAGAAUGGUUUAUUGCCAGAUUGUACUCUAGGAGUGGGACCACUAAAAGGUUUUCUGCCCUGAAAAUACAGGGAAAAAUUGAAGUGUGUUGCCAUCCAUUAAGAAAUUACUUUAACUUGAGGGAAACAUGCCUAUGAGUAUAUAAAACUGAAUUCUUUGUGUCUGGGUAAAAAAAGUUAUCAUAAAUAGCACAUUGUACAGAAUGGAAUCUGAGUAACACAUUCCUAGGGCUGGAAGUAUAUAAUUGUUACUGGAAUUUCUAUUUUCUUUUAAUGUAUUUGAUAUAUUUUUCUAAAACACUUUUAACGGAAUACUUGUCCAAAUAACACGUGAACCGUAACAUUAACACGUGAUAAUCAAUGCUGAAUCAAACUGGUUAACGAAAGUACAGUGCUCUUCCUUCUCUGUGCCUGUGCACUAAUUGCAGGUGGUAUGGUUCUGCAUAGGGGCUAGGGGUCAGGCACAGCAGGCUGUACUGCUAAUUUCUUAGUGCCUGCAGUUCGGGUGUCUGUCUUCGACAACAGAAUAACCAGGGGGGAAUCUGCCUCCCGAGGCAAAGAUUAACUGAGAUUUGAAACUCUUAGAAGAAUUAGCGGCAACAAUAAAAUGACAUAUACGCAUAUAUGCUUUGACUUGUAUUAUGGCAGUUUGUGUGAAACAUUUAAGGUUUUGUUUGUGCAAAAUAAUGUAUUCUGAGGGGGAAAAGCAAACGUGGACAUUGCCAAAAGAUGUGUAAAUAAAACACCAUUUAUGACUGUACAUUAUGUGCAAUAAAGUAACUGGAAAAAGUGCA
This is a messenger RNA of Myiozetetes cayanensis, 7479 nucleotides long. RefSeq names its product QKI, KH domain containing RNA binding (gene QKI). The record is from RefSeq and is a predicted model, not a curated record. Lineage: Eukaryota; Metazoa; Chordata; Aves; Passeriformes; Tyrannidae. Gene Ontology annotation, molecular function: mRNA binding. The transcript is spliced from 9 exons. The coding region runs from base 272 to 1345 and encodes 357 amino acids. Gene Ontology annotation, cellular component: nucleus. Gene Ontology annotation, biological process: regulation of mRNA splicing, via spliceosome.